UACGAAUUAUACAUUGCAGAUAGAAACAUGAAAGUAUUGGUGGUGAUAGCAUUAGUGUUGGCUUGCGCUUCGGCGGCUUCCAUACCCGGAACUCCUGUUUUCUUUAAAGACUUAAAAUCCGCUAAAGAUAUUGAAGGCCGUAUUACUAAUGGCUAUGAAGCUUAUUCUGGCCAAUUUCCUUAUCAAGUUGGCUUAUCACUUCAUGGAGAAUAUGGUUCAUUUUGGUGUGGUGGUUCUUUAAUCGGCAAUGAAUGGGUGUUGACUGCUGCUCAUUGUACAGAUGGUAUCAAACGUGUAACCGUAUAUUUGGGAAGCACAGUUCGUACUGUUGCCAAAGUUGCUCACACCGUUGAUCUCAACUCUAUUUAUCAACAUAACGACUAUAAUCCCAAUACUUUUAAUAAUGACAUCACUUUAAUCAGAAUUCCUGCCGUUAGCUAUACUGAUGAAAUUCAACCUGUUAAGCUACCAGCUAUUUCUGACUCAUACUCAACCUAUGCUGGUACUUAUGGCACCGCAUCCGGUUGGGGUCUCGAUAAAGAUAAUGGCUGGAUUGUAUCGUCCUUAAAUUAUGCUUUUUUGAGAAUUAUUCCUAAUGCUGAGUGUGCUCAAACUUAUGGCUCCAUGAUUACCAACACUAUACUUUGUGUUUCGACUCCUGAUGGCACUUCCACUUGCAAUGGUGAUUCUGGCGGUCCUUUAGUUUCAGAUAUUUCAAAAGAACUUAUUGGUGUAACAUCUUUUGGUUCGUUGGCUGGUUGCCAAGCCGGAUAUCCAGCUGGUUUUGCUCGUGUAACCACCUACUUGGAGUGGAUCAAAGAUCAUACUGGUAUAUCGUACUAAUAACUUUUAAUUUAUGUAAUUUAUAUAAAUUAACUAUUAAAAGAGUUUAAAAUUUUAAUAACGUAAAUAGUACAUUUGAUUAACAUUUUUCUAUUCAUAAUAGCUACUGAAUCAUAAAUAACAAUUACCUCAACAUGACUAAUAGAUUAAAUUCGUGUAGAUUUGUAAAAAUUUCAGGUUUGGAAAGUUCUAUUUGUUUCUACAGACGAAAAUAAAAGUUUCCAUCUGUGCUGGGAAAAUAGUUUGAAAACAAAA
Messenger RNA from Lucilia sericata (common green bottle fly), 1098 nucleotides. Its product is annotated as serine protease 1-like. Gene Ontology annotation, biological process: proteolysis. NCBI's taxonomy places the organism in Eukaryota, Metazoa, Arthropoda, Insecta, Diptera, Calliphoridae. Gene Ontology annotation, molecular function: serine-type endopeptidase activity. The record is from RefSeq and is a predicted model, not a curated record. The transcript is spliced from 2 exons. Bases 28 to 843 code for a protein of 271 amino acids.